Molecule: messenger RNA, 1092 nt
Organism: Salvia miltiorrhiza (redroot sage)
Lineage: Eukaryota; Viridiplantae; Streptophyta; Magnoliopsida; Lamiales; Lamiaceae
Exons: 1
Coding region: 1-1092 (363 amino acids)
Molecular function (GO): zinc ion binding; nucleic acid binding
Source: RefSeq, a predicted model, not a curated record
AUGGAAGGUGCACCAAGAGGACGUGGUAGAGGGCGCGAACGUGGCCGUGGGCGCGGUAGGGGAUUUGUACCCGAAGAGCCUAUUCCACAAGUAGCACCAAAUCGCACAGCCGAGGAAAAGUUUCGCAAGGAAAAACCUCCAACGUUUGAUGGAUUGGGCGAACCUGCGGAUGCCGAGAAAUGGGUUAGGGCAAUAGAACGGAUCUUCAACUACAUCCGUUGUGAUGAUGAGGAUAAAGUGGCGUGCGCAAUUUAUCAGUUGGUGGACGAAGCUGACUUUUGGUGGGAGUCAGUGAGGCGGACAAUGACUGACGAACAGUGGGAGAAUUUCACAUGGGAAGAAUUCAAGGCUGAAUUAUAUGAGAAGUAUAUACCAGGAUGUUACCGACAGAAGAAACAGAAUGAGUUUUGGAAUCUGAGACAGAAAACGGGAACUGUGACCGAGUACGACAGGGCAUUCAAUCAGCUAUCAAGAUAUGCUCCGACGUUGGUGGAUAGUGAUGAGAAACGCGCAGAGAAGUUCAGAAACGGACUGCGUCACGAGAUAGCGAUUUCCCUAGCAAGUCAAGGAGGUCUCACCUACGCGCAGACAUUGAGCAGGGCUCUUACUAUUGAGUCAUUGUUGCCAAGGGAAAAAGGAAAAUCCCUCGAGCAGUCUGGAUUUGUACCAUCUCAAGAUGGUAGUAAGGGAAAGAGAAAAUGGAAUGAAGGAACUGGUGGAAACAUUGGAAAUGGGAAGAAACCAUGGGUGGCGAAUCAAAAUCAGAACCAACAUCAAAAUCCACAACCUCAAGCAAUGGUUCAAACUCCUUGCCCAAAGUGUCAAAAACUCCACCUGGGAGAAUGUCUGAAAGGAAUGAACGUCUGCUAUAACUGCGGGGAGGCCGGGCAUUAUGUCUCGACGUGUCCAAAGAAGGGAGGAAGAGCACCACAACAACAAAAUCCCGGGAACCAACAGCGACAAAACCAAGGUCCUAGAGGAAAUCAGGGGCAACCACAAUACGCUAGGGCCUAUGCCAUUAACCAACACCAAGCAGCGGGAGAUCACGGAAACCUGGCAGGUACCAUUAUGUUUUCGACAUGUCGAUUAUAG